Messenger RNA from Trematomus bernacchii (emerald rockcod), 2642 nucleotides. RefSeq lists its product as uncharacterized. Bases 311 to 1939 code for a protein of 542 amino acids. NCBI's taxonomy places the organism in Eukaryota, Metazoa, Chordata, Actinopteri, Perciformes, Nototheniidae. The record is from RefSeq and is a predicted model, not a curated record. The transcript is spliced from 10 exons.
GGAAACACUUGGCCGUUGUUAUGGUAAAACAACACAGCUGUUGAGAAGUAUUUUCACAUUUUCGUUGAAAGAAACAGUCUUUUGAUAAUAAAACUGGAGUCAAUGCAAUGAAAACAUAAAAGUGAUCAAUGUUUUUGAAUAGACAGCUACUGUUACAAAGACUGUGAGAAGCCAACGAUCUGUUAAAGGCUUUUUUUUUUUGCCAGUUAGCGAUCAGCUAACAGGCUAAGCUGUUUAUCACCAACAACAAUAAAAGGUAACAUUUUGAUGAACGUUCUCCAGCUACUCUUUGGUCAGAGGUCUUUUGAAAAUGGACGUCAGCAUUGCCGUGUCGCUGAUUCGAGGCCAGAUGCGUGCCGUGGUUGAGCGAGCAGUGAACGGAGCGGUGGAGACGGUGUUGGCUGAGAUGCUAAAAGUGGUGGGAGUCAAAUUUGAGGAGCUGAAAGGCCAUGUGGCGCUGAUGCAGAGGGACGUUGCGUCAUUGCAAAGGGAAAAAGCCCAAAAAGAGAAAGAGAAUGAAAACAUCCGAGCCAAGCUGCGGUAUACCGAGCUAAAGCUAAAAUACUACAGGCAAGGAGUGGAGGAGGAGCUGGAGCAACGAGUGUCUGCCUCCACUCUGGGCCGCAUUCACCCGUCCAUUUACCUUCAAGCACAGAGAGGUGGUGCAGGUGUUUCCUCCACUGAGAUUUCUCCAUCAUGCUCAAUAACGAACCCCGAGGGACCACUGUCAACAAGCAAUCAAGAAUGCAGCUCCCCACACAGCACAAGCAGGCGUGCAAUCGGAACGCUUUGUCAUUCAGAUGUGGGAGAUCUGAGCUCUGACACGUCUGACCUGCUGCUGCCAGUCUCACUCUCUUUGAACACUCCAACAGAAUCUAGUCAGGACAGCAGCACAGUUUUCUUUCCUGUAGAGCGACACGUAGCUCACAGCAAGGAUCAGGAGAACGACUGUAAGUGGACCGUCACUCUGCAGCCACACUCAGAGGGAGGGGACGCUCACCUGGUUCCUCCUCCUGUCCAGGCUCUGGAGCAGCAGUCAGCCGCUGGCUCACCGUCCCCUCAUGUUUCCACCCAGGCCGAUAGCUCCACUCUGCACUCCUCUGCUUCACAAGUGAAGCAGGAGGAGGAGGAGGAGGAGAUCUGCAUAAAGGUGGAGCCAGAGGAAGAGCAGGAUGUGAUGGCCGACCUUCUGCUGGACUGCCAGCUGCAGCAGGGUCAUCUUCCAGAGCCAGAGACUCAAAGGUCAGUGACGGAGUGGUCAGGACUUCCAGAGAGUCAGAGAAAUAACUCUGCAGCCUACAGCUCAGCAGGACCAUGCACUGAUCUGAUGCCUCAGCCUUUGAGCUCCCUGCAGUCCAUGGGUUAUUUACCAUCAGGUAUCCCACAUCGCCAGGCGGUGCGGCCAUGGACUAAAGACCUCAGUCUUUACGAAGAUUUCAAGCUGCGCAGGAAUGAGCUCCGCAAGCGAAGCAUCAACAGACGCAGAGAGCUGGAGAAGACGCUGCCUCAGCCGAUGCUUGCAGACCUGAAGGUACGCGAGCGCCGAGAGAAGACCAGACUGAGAGUGGCCAGAUGGAGAGCGAAAAGGAAACUCCAGGCCUGUGUUAACCAGGCUCCGGCUCCUGAUGGCGCUGCAGGUCUUUGUCAAACUGGUUUUCCUAUCAGCAGCCAGCAUCAGCAGCUCAGAGUGACCUGCGCUGCCACCUCCAACAGUCAGCAGAGACAGAUGCUUCAGUCCAACAACUUCCUCAACAUGUCGAAGCUGCAUGCGGCAAACAGCAUCCCCUUCACUCCCUCCUCCUGCUCCUCCUCUCCCCUCCUCAGGGGCCCCAACAUGGCCCCACAUCAACACACUGUGACAUAUUCAUCCUCUUCCUACCCCCAGGUCAGCUUACUGCAGCAGAGCAUCUCUCUGACAGACACGGAUAUCUUGCAGUGAGAUCAGAGGUUUUUACGAAUGUAUUUGUCAAAUAUGUCAUGUUUGGUGUUCAGGAAAGGUCAAUCAGACACUUAAUCAUUGAGACUUUUGUUGUAAUUUUCUUACCUUUCCAUCACAAAACAACCAGUCUUGUGUACAAGCUUAUCCCUGUUUGAUUAAAAAAAUAAUUGUAAAACCGUAUGUAAAAAAUAUCCUAUACACAGGAAAUGAUUUCAAAUGUGUAUAUAUGUAAAAACCUUCAAAGUAAGUCAUCUUGAGCUUUCCUGUACAUGCCUAGUGCUUAUUUAUUUUAAAAUUAAAGGUUUGUUUGAUACAUGUAUAAUGCAACAUGAAUAAUAUAUGAUUUUGUUUAUUUAAAUGCAUGUUACUGUCUUUUAAAAGUCUAGACCAGCGGCUAAAUGAAGUUCUGAUUUCUUAUUUGGCGGCCCACUUGCAAUGCCUUCGCGGACCACUAGGGGGCCGCGGCCCACAGGUUGGGAACCGCUGGUCUAGACAAGAAAGGGGUUUCUGUACUUUUUGCACUUUGUGUUGGAGUUGAAAUGUGUAAUACACAAAGAAAUUGCCGGAAAAGUAUUGCAAAGACUUGAGGCUGCUAAUAAGAAUUCAAUAUGUUGUAGUUUGUCUAAAAUAAACUGAAGAUUGGCAAUCACCAGAUCAAAAUGAGAAGCCUGUGUUCAGUGACAUUAAAAGGCAGCUAAAAGAA